Pangasianodon hypophthalmus (striped catfish) is the source of this 1205-nucleotide messenger RNA. It is a transcript of the gene msrb1b, whose product is annotated as methionine sulfoxide reductase B1b. The transcript has 4 exons. Gene Ontology annotation, molecular function: peptide-methionine (R)-S-oxide reductase activity. NCBI's taxonomy places the organism in Eukaryota, Metazoa, Chordata, Actinopteri, Siluriformes, Pangasiidae. The record is from RefSeq and is a predicted model, not a curated record.
AAAGAAAGAAAGAAAAGAAAAAGAUUUCUCACUGAUCAUGGGCAAAUGGAAAUACAGUGCCAUCUACUGGACAUCUAAUUACACCCGGUUGAGUUUUGUAAUUAUCACGUGGCCGGAAUAUUUGAACAGCGCAUGCGCGCUGGAGUCGCACUGUGGUGUUGAUGUUGUGCUGUUAAAAUUUUUAAAUUCAAUGCAGCUAUUUAAAUUCGAGUGUUAAUAAUUAUACAGUGAGCUGUACCAUCUGUAACUUUAACGACAAAAUGUCGUUUUGUUCUUUUUCCGGGAAGGAAGUGUACAAAGACCAUUUUAAACGAGGAAUAUAUGUUUGCUCGCAGUGUGCAAACUCACUAUUUUCAAGUAGAUCCAAAUAUGCCCAUUCCUCGCCUUGGCCAGCCUUCACAGAAACCAUCCAUGAGGACAGUGUAACUAAAGUGAUGGAGACACUCACAGCUUAUAAGGUUCUGUGUGGCAAGUGUGGCAAUGGACUAGGCCAUGAGUUUCUGAAUGACGGUCCAGAGGAAGGCAUGUCAAGAUUUUGAAUUUUUAGCCAUUCGCUGAAGUUUGUCCCAAAAGACAAGGCUGACAAGCACUAAAGCGAGGAUGGAGGUCUGUGAACGUGCUCUGUAGCUGCUGUUGCACGCACAUUAAGGGGAUGCUCAGUUCAUGAAGUGGACAGGGAAAAAUCCACUUGGGCCCCUGUUCACAGAUGUAUGUGGUCGUCCUGCUCUUUACCUCAUUGCAAAACAGUUGUAAUAAUAUUUCAAAUAUGCACAAUAUCAUAGAAACAAAAACAGAUGCUUCCUCAUAGGUCAUAAUAAUUAAUAUUCUCCACUAAAUCCAUAUUAUAUGAGUUAGUAUGGCUCCUCUGGCGCUAUGGUUCUCAAACUGGGAUGUGUGAUGUAUAGAUGUAAUUUAUUAUUACUUUUUUAAAAGAGAUCAACUGUUAAUGUUGUAGUUAUUAUUUUACAUCUGCAUAUAAUUAACUCGUCAUUUGAGUUAACAACAUGUAUAAAUAUUUCAAUUUUAUUAACACUAGGAAAAAUAUGUUAGACAUUUCAGUUCCAACACUGCAUCUGGUUUUGGGUGGAAUGUUCAGGAGCAUUCAGGCUUCCAUAAAUAUGUAUAAUGGUACAUUUUUGCUUAAUGUAGUAUACUAAUAUGUGAAUAGUUCAACUGUUUGUAAAAUAAAAAUGUUCUACAAUUAA